CCGUAGUUUGUCUCCAUCCUCCCUUUGCUCAUAUUUAUGCAUCAGGCGUCUCUGCAGAGAGACGUUUGGAGGUUGGUGUUUUUAAGGAGGUGUCCCCCUCCCUCUCUGCCUCCCUCCCACCGAUCCGCGCUCAGCCGCUCUCUGCGUUCAGACGCGUCAGCGACCCACCGAUGGCCCACCAUCAGGCGGACUGCUCCAACCAGACCCUCCGCUUCCCCUAGCGAAGGCAGAGCUGCGAGAGGUUCAUAUUUUGGGAUAUACUGCAUUGCUUUUAAUUUCCUACCAAAGAAAGGAAGGUGAUGAUGCUGAGGAUGCCAUGGUGGAUUUCCCUUUUGUGCGUCUGUGGAUUGAUCCACGUCGGUCACCAGAGCAGCCUUCAUCCCUCAAAUGGAGACGCCUUGUCGAGCCUGAAGGCUCGUCGGGAUGCGGGCAGGUUCGUGGGGAAGGAGGACACGGUGCCUCUCCGCCUCGUGUACAGCAGGCACAGCCACAGGCAGAUUACCCACGAUGAGCUCAGCACCAGAGUGAAGGCCAGCCCGGGUUCCACGCAGAUGGAGCAUGUAUCCCAGGCCACCUUUCAAGUUGAUGCUUUUGGAAAAACAUUUAUCCUGGAUGUGGAACUGAAUCAUGACCUCCUGUCUUCUGGGUACGAGGAGAGGCAUUUAUCAGAAAAUGGGAAGAUCGUCGUCACCAGCGGAGGAGAACACUGCUACUACCAGGGGAAGAUAAGAGACGUACCCCGCUCCUUCGUGGCUCUUUCAACCUGUCACGGAUUGCAUGGGAUGUUUUUUGAUGGCAAUCACACCUACAUGAUUGAACCUGGAGGACAGGCCAACAAUAGCGGAGAACUUGACAUUCACAUGAUAUACAAAUCUGCUGGAGAAGAGGAACUGAGUGAAAUCUUUGGUGGAGAUUUACCGGAGCCACCUUUUCCCAGUCCUCCUUUUCCUGGGUCAAAAGUCGUGCAUUGGAGAAAAAAGAGACAGGCUCAACGUUUUUCCCGCAGUGUAGAGGAUGAAACCAAAUACAUAGAGCUUAUGGUGAUCAAUGACCAUGUAAUGUAUAAGAGGCAUCGUCUUUCCGUUGGGCAAACGAACCACAACGCUAAGACAGUGGUCAAUUUAGCUGACAUGAUUUUCCGGAAACAGCUCAACACCCGGAUUGUUCUCGUCGCUAUGGAAACCUGGUCGGUGGACAACAAGUUCAACAUCGAUGACGAUCCCAUGGUGACGCUCAAGGAGUUCAUGAAGUACAGGAAGGACUUCAUCAAGGAGAAAUGUGACUCUGUUCAGCUCUUUUUAGGGAAUCAGUUUCGCAGCAGCUCGGGGUCAGCCUCCUAUAUGGGAGGAGUUUGUUCUCUCACCAAAGGAGGGGGAGUCAACGAGUACGGUAAACACGGUGAGAUGGCUGUCACCUUGGCUCAGUCUUUGGGUCAGAACAUCGGCAUUUUUUCGGACAAGAAGAGGAUUCUUAACGGUGAAUGUAAGUGCCCUGAUAAAUGGACAGGAUGUAUCAUGGGUGACGUUGGGUACUAUUUACCCCAGAGGUUUACUGAUUGCAACGUGGAGGAGUACCAUAACUUUCUGAACAGUGGGGGAGGAGCCUGCCUCUUUAACAAACCUAUGAAGCUGCUUGACCCCCCAGAAUGCGGUAAUGGCUUUGUGGAGCCAGGAGAAGAGUGUGACUGUGGUACCCCAGAGGAAUGUGCCAACGAGGGGGGGAAUUGCUGCAAGAACUGCACUCUGACCAAAGGCUCCGAUUGUAGCAAUGGACUAUGCUGCAGAAACUGCCAGUUGGAAGUCAUGGGAGUUUUGUGCCGAGACGCAGUGAACGACUGUGACAUACCAGAGAAAUGCACUGGCAACUCCAGCCAGUGUCCACCAAAUGUGCAUAAGAUGGAUGGAUACACAUGUGAAAAAGAUCAGGGUCGCUGCUUCAAUGGAAAAUGUAAAACCAAAGACAGACAGUGCAAGUACAUUUGGGGAGAAAAGGCAACAGCAGCCGACAAGUUCUGCUACGAAAAGCUCAACAUUGAAGGGACAGAAAAAGGAAACUGUGGGAAGGAAAAGGACACCUGGGUCCAGUGUAACAAACGAGAUGUUCACUGUGGGUACCUGCUGUGCUCUAACAUCUCACCAUCCCCACGCCUGGGAGAGCUGCAGGGAGGACUCACCUCUUUCUCUGUCGCUCAACAUGGUUCCCCCCUGGACUGCAGUGGGGGGCAUGUGCUGAUUGACGGAGACACAGACCUAGGAUACGUAGAAGAUGGGACAGCCUGUGGGACGGACAGCAUCUGUUUGGAUCACAAGUGUCUAUCGAUUGAACAGUUCAACUUCAGCACCUGCCCAGGGACCACUGAUAAUACCAUCUGCUCUGGACACGGAGUUUGCAGUAAUGAGCUGAAGUGUGUGUGUGACCUGGGCUGGACAGGAGACGACUGUUACUCCAGGUCCCUCCUCAGUCAUCUUGUGGACGGACUAGCAGCUCCUAGUCCAGGGAUCACCAGCACCAACAUCAUAAUCGGGGCCAUCACUGGCUCCAUCGUAUUUCUGGCUCUCAUACUGGCAGUUACUGCCUGGUGCUACAAGAGCUACAAAAAGAGACGACACAAUGAGUCUGAGGUUCACAGAAAAUUCUGCCGACAAAUACCCCCCGGUGACUAUAUCACCAAACCCGGGGAUGCAGAUUCCUUUUACAGCGACAUGCCUCCGGGUGUCAGCACCAACUCUGGAUGCAGCUCCAAGAAGAGGUCAGCCUGCCUGUCCCAGCUGCAGAUUUGCACACUGUCCUUCACUCCAUCCUUCCCAUCCAUUUCUCAGAACAUCUCAGUGUUUGGCUUCAGAUCUAAUGGCCUGUCACACUCAUGGAGCGAGAGGAUUCCAGAUGCCAAGCACAUCACCGACGUCUGUGAAAAUGGGAGACCACGAAGCAACUCAUGGCAAGGAAACCUGAGCGGUAAUCGGAAGAAGCUGAAAGGAAAGAAGUUCAGGGCUCGCUCCAACUCCACAGAGACACUGUCCCCUGCCAAGUCCCCUACUUCAUCUACUGGAUCCAUUGCAUCCAGCAGAAGAUACCCAUACCCCAUGCCUCCACUGCCGGACGACCAGAGGAAAGCCAAUAGGCAGAGUGCCAGGCUGUGGGAAACAUCAAUAUAACUCUGACCCUGCAGAAAUAUCCUAAAGAAGUAUUCGUGCUCCGUUACUACAAAUGGACAACAGAAAAAAAAACUAAUAAAGCUGCACCACAGCUCCUAAAGAGAGAGAAAGUGAGACCCCUGAAUAGAAAGGAAGUAGAAGGAAAUCCGUUUGAGUUAGGGUGUACAGAUAUGUCUGAGGCGGCCUCUGUAAGAAGAUGCAGAGAAACGAGCCUCCAGGAGCUCGGCCCGAGCUGUUCGUUUUUACUCAAGCAUCAUAAAUGGAACCGGACCCCACUCUCCAUACUAUUUUCCCAGCUUUUCUCUCAUCACAGUCUCUGCAGACACACACCCCACCCUGCCUAAGCCUUUGGAGCUCCUAUUAGAAGAAAGCAGAGGAGGCAAGAAGGAGCCACGGCAUCACUCCAAGUCUGCGCUGUCUGAUUUUUGCAGGAUGUGUUUAUAUAGAAAGUGCAGCAUUGUGUGCAUGAGAGAAGUACUGAUUAUCAGCUACAUCUUCUUGGUGUAAACAAGACAAGAAUAGCAGCUUGAUCUGAAGGGAAAGCAUGCAUCUGCAUUAUCAAUAACCCAAAAGUCACAUUUUGAUUCAGUCCUGCCCACCUUUUAUUCUUCUCCCCCCAAAAAUUUGCUAAUGUGUGUGUAAAUAUGUACAGUAAAAUACACACAGCGUAUGUCUGUGCUUUUAUUUUGAAAGACAAAAGCAUAGAGAAUACUUGGCUCUCGUUUUUUUUUUUUUUUUCUGUAGACAGAGGCUGAUGUCUGUAGAUAAAUAUAAAGCAAUGCAAUGUUCUGUGAGGGUUUCUUUUGUUCCCAGGAGUUCGUCCUCACUUUAUCCAUCAGCAACAGAAUGUGUCUUUUUAUGUCAUCUUUGCAUUAUUUUCUAAUAAUCUCUGUGAUAAACUUGCAGAUGAUUGUGACACAUUGAGACUAUAGCUCAGAUGUUUCUGGACAAGUGUUAUUUUAGCAUAAUUAAGAUUUGAGGGUUUUUUUCCGUGUCUUUUCUCAUUCAGGUAAAUGGAUUCAGAUGUGUUUGCUGUAGUUUGUAGAUGUUCCACUUAGCACUCAUGUAGUAUUUUGGAAAUGUGCCCCUUGAUUGUACGUAGGAAUGUUUGGGAAAAAAUCUGCUGCCCUUUUUUUCACAGGGAAUCCCUCCCUUCACUUCUUUUGAAUGUGAGAUGGUCGGUUCAACUGUGCCAGGAUCUGGAUAUUUUUAAAUGUGCAUUAUUGGAUUCAGCUGUGAGGGUUAGAGAUGUUUAAGCCUUUGUAAAUGAUUAAUUAUGCUGUACAGUGCUUGCUGUUUGAGCUUGUGAAGACCAAUGGCAUGGCAGUUCUAUAACGAACCUUCGGUUAUAUCUCUGGUUGGCUAAUUGUGAGAUCAUUACAGGG
Molecule: messenger RNA, 4540 nt
Organism: Cyprinodon variegatus (sheepshead minnow)
Lineage: Eukaryota; Metazoa; Chordata; Actinopteri; Cyprinodontiformes; Cyprinodontidae
Gene: adam22
Product: ADAM metallopeptidase domain 22
Exons: 31
Coding region: 300-3155 (951 amino acids)
Biological process (GO): proteolysis
Cellular component (GO): postsynaptic density membrane
Molecular function (GO): metalloendopeptidase activity
Source: RefSeq, a predicted model, not a curated record